AUGAGUUGCGUAUACGUCAUUCUUUUUACUACCUUGAGGCGUAUGGUCGUCGUCGGAAACUUUUUUUCGACUUCUCAUUAUGGUGUAUAUGAGGCCUCUUCAUCCAGUUUACCUGUGUUCAGUCCUGACCUAGCUAUACACAUGUCCCCAAGCAAAAUUAUCAAGAAAGGGGCAUCUGUUGUGGCUUAUUGUACUAUUAUGGACAAUUUCGAGACACUCGUCGAAAUAGUCACUGGAGAUUUGGUACAAGUCAAGGAGUUACCCUUGACUAUAUCUAAGACAAGAAAUGUAGCAGAAAAGACUUGUCUAAAAUACAUCACUGAAUUUAAUAACAACAAAAAAACAGCUAAGCCUCUAUCACAGCUUGGUAAUACCGACUGUUCGCACAAGAUUAUAGCUAGCUUAGCCUAUAAAAAAGCUAUUACACUUGAGGGAAGAUAUACAUGCUCUAAAUCUUCGAUAACGGGCAGUCCUAUCAGGAUUAACGCUGAUGUACCGAUCCGCCUCCGAGAAUUUCUCUCCGGAAGGCCCAUACUGAAAUCGUCAAAUAAUGACCUGGAUGAAGCUCUGGCUUGGUUUCAAGGAGAUCUUCACUUAAUUCGACGCUUGAAAUAUUACAACGAAGGGCUUCCUCAGUGGAGGUUUGUCACCGAGGUUGGCAGGAAAAAUAACAACGGUAGAUUGAUUGCAGAGUUAAUAGAAUAUAAAUUGGUCGCGAUCCGUGACUUCUCCAAAGCCAUGAAAUAUUUCGAGUCAAUCAAAAACGAGUUCGAUAAUUCUGCCGAUGGCUUACAUCAUUUGAAAACCAAUCAAGAACAAUAUGGUGUUGAACUAAGCUACUUAUACGAUAGUAGUUUUUUUACGAAUCAUAACGACUUCAAGCACGUCCCCCGCUAUCUUGUAUCGACUGAUGGCGUAGCGCCCGGAGAUUUCAAAGUUGACUUUAAGUUCAAGUCGAAAAGUAUGCUUUCGAGGAAUCGAGGCCCGGCCGACAAACACACUUUCAAAUAUGACCAAGGAAUUACUUAUCUAACAUACCGCUGGCUUAGGCUGAAGAACUUUAUGAUCCCACCACAAAAAAGUACUAGAUCAAUCGCUGGAAGAUUUUCAGAGUCGUAUGAGGAAGGUUGGCUAUGUCCUUUAUGA
Molecule: messenger RNA, 1146 nt
Organism: Blumeria graminis f. sp. triticale
Lineage: Eukaryota; Fungi; Ascomycota; Leotiomycetes; Helotiales; Erysiphaceae
Source: the annotation of a GenBank genome assembly